Molecule: messenger RNA, 423 nt
Organism: Ramularia collo-cygni
Lineage: Eukaryota; Fungi; Ascomycota; Dothideomycetes; Mycosphaerellales; Mycosphaerellaceae
Exons: 1
Coding region: 1-423 (140 amino acids)
Source: RefSeq, a predicted model, not a curated record
AUGUCCUCACCAAAAACCUCCUGGGAAGAGCGUGUCAAAAGCCACCUCGAGGCAUGGCCCUUGAGUAUGGCAGAAGCAAUCAAUGCCCGCGACUUUGACCAGAAAAAUCCGACCUGGGACAUGCUGGCGCCAGGAUUCAAGAGUGGCCCGUUGGCAGGCACGUCCCAAAUGAUGUUCUCAUCCGCGGCGGAGCACUUGAAAUGGGUUGCUCAAACCUGCGAGCGGUUCCCGGACUGGAAGCUUCACGUGCUGGAUGCCCACGCUCACAUCGAUGGCAAGACCGCAGUUGUCAUGGUCAACACGGCAAGCGAAGGCCGCUUUCCCGGUAUCGCAAAGGAAACCACAGUCUUCAUCGAAUUUCAAGUCGUUGGUGGGCGAUGGCUUGUUACGGCCUUGAAGGGUCUCGGCGACUGGUGGGGGUAG